Messenger RNA from Branchiostoma belcheri (Belcher's lancelet), 7299 nucleotides. Its product is annotated as transcription initiation factor TFIID subunit 1-like. Gene Ontology annotation, biological process: RNA polymerase II preinitiation complex assembly; transcription by RNA polymerase II. Bases 187 to 6210 code for a protein of 2007 amino acids. Gene Ontology annotation, cellular component: transcription factor TFIID complex. NCBI's taxonomy places the organism in Eukaryota, Metazoa, Chordata, Leptocardii, Amphioxiformes, Branchiostomatidae. The transcript has 40 exons. The record is from RefSeq and is a predicted model, not a curated record. Gene Ontology annotation, molecular function: TBP-class protein binding; histone acetyltransferase activity; RNA polymerase II general transcription initiation factor activity.
AUGCUGUUUUUGUUCACUCUAAAAGCCAACAUGGCGGCGAGUCGCCAAAAAGUAGGAAUCGUCUGCGGCUAAAUGACGAAUUUUCGUUAUUUACAGGCGUAAUUGCAAGCCUACAAGGAAAUGGCCGAUUUAUAACGAAGCCAAAACCUUUUAUAACUCUUUAAAAGGAAGGAUUUGUCACUCCAGAUGGAUUCUGGGGACGAGGACGACCGUGAGACAGAACCGCCCCUGUCUCUGACCGGGUUUCUGUUUGGAAACAUCGAUCAGAAGGGGCAACUUGAAGAUGACGAUGUUUUGGACCAGGAAUCCAAGCGACACUUGAAUCAGUUGAACUCACUUGGAGGAUUUGGCAGUCUGGUUCAAGAGAUCACAGCAGAUACAGACAAUAACGGAGAUGAUGAACAGGAUAGUCAGACAAGCUCCAGUGGUUGGGUGCUGAACUCCCCCAGUGCUGUGGACUAUUCUGACAUCAAUGAAGCGGUUGAUGAACAGGAAAUUAGACAGUCCAUGGGCUCUCUACGGGUUCCUCAGCCAGGUUCAGACUCAACCUCUGAUGAUGAUGAUGACUAUGAUGAUGAGGGGGAGACAACAGACCGGCAGCUCAUGCCCCCACCUGCCUCCAGCCUGGUUACCAAGGCAACCAAAAUGGACUCCAGAAGCUCUCCUGUGGAGGAGUUCAAAGGUCGACCAUCCCUUCAUGAUGAAAGGGAUGCUGGGAACUCACUGUUCGCUGACGCCGGAAUCAUCUUACCAUCAGUGGUUCCUACAAGUACAAAUGGAGAAAUUACCAGAAAAGAGGAGGACAAUCUAGUCGAGAAGGGUGAUGGCAAAAGAAGGGCAUCUGAUAGCUCCCCAGAAUUGAACUGGAAGAGGAGAAGAUCCAUGGAGAAAUCUCCCAGUGGUGGAAGUCUGAAGGAUGCUCUGUUUAAAGGGAAAGAACUGCCGGAUGUGACAGUUCUGUUUCCUCAUUUCAGACAUGGAAAGGUUCUUAGAUUUAACAAGUUGUUUGGGCCGGGGAAACCGUCAUCACUGCCACAGAUUUGGAGAGGUGCCAAGCGGAGAAGAAAACGUCGGCGGCCGACGGGAGAAGAACCCGAGGAGUUUCAGGGGUGGGAGUUUGACUACGGCCCCAUCCCUCCUCCUGACCAGUGGAUGUCUGAUGAUGAGGAGAAGAUGAUGCGUCCCAUGGAAGCUUUACCAGACACAGGAACCAGAAAGGAGGCGACUCAGGAUGAGGACAGACCAGAGAUCCCUGAGUGGAGAUUUGGUCCUGCCAGGUACUGGUACGACAUGCUGGGGGUACCGGAGACUGGAGAGGGAUUCGACUAUGGGUUCAAACUGGCAGACAAUUCUGACAGUGACAGCGGUAAUGAAGGGGAUGAUGAAAGAGAAGAGACAACAAAAGAAGAACCUCCCAAACCCUCCCAACCUGAACCACAGAAAGAUGACACUGCCGAGAAGACAGAAGAUCAGACAGAAGACAUGGAAACCUCAGAAGAAGCGGAGGAGGUCCCUAAGUCAGAGUUUCCAGAAGAGGAGUACUUUUACAUGGUGGCCCAGCGGUCCUGGGAGGAUGAUAUUGUGUGGGAUGGGGAACAGAUCAAGGAUAAAGUGCUGCAGUCCAAAUCUGCAGCUAUGGCAGGAUGGAUCCCUACUAGUACCAGUAGGACUGCACAGUCCUUCAGCACACAACAAGGUUUGAACAUCAGCGUGACCCUUCCAAACAGCAUCCCCUCCACAUCAUCAGGAAAGAACCAGCAAGAUCCAGAUGGAGAUGACCAGCAGUGGUACUCCCUGUUCCCUGUGGAGAACCCUGAACUGGUGUAUGGCAACUGGGAAGAUGACAUCAUCUGGGACCCACAGAAUAUGAAGGAGAUUCCGAAGCCAAAGGUCAUGAAACUUGACCCCAAUGACGAGAACAUCAUCUUCGGAAUCCCAGACGACCCAGACCCACUUCCGGACGACACGCCCUCCAAGGACAAGAAGGAAGUCCGCCAGUCCACCUUACUGCUGAAAAAGAGAGGCUUGACCAAGCCAGAGUCUGACCAGUUGUCGGAUCCAAGGAAGAAAAAGAAAAAUGUGACCAACGUGUCCCACAAUGAGCAGAAAGACCCCUGGAAUCUGUCCAAUGAUGAAUACUACGACCCCAAACACAGUCUGCAGGAGACAACACUGAGGGCCAGCAUGGGGGGGAACCUAGUACAGCACUCCAUCCCUGCUAUUGAGCUGCGGCAGCCGUUCUUCCCCACACACAUGGGCCCCAUCAAGCUGAGACAGCUCCACAGACCCCCCCUCAGGAAGUUCUCCCACGGCCCCAUGGCCCAGCCCGGCCCUCACAGUGUCCUACCUCUCCUCAAACAGAUCAAGAAGAAAGCUAAGAUGAGAGAACAGGAGAGACAGGCGUCUGGAGGUGGGGAGGUGUUCUUCAUGAGGACUCCCCAGGACCUGACGGGGAUGGACGGGGAGAUCCUGCUGGCAGAGUACAGCGAGGAGUACCCUCCCCUGGUCAGCCAGGUCGGCAUGGCAACCAAGAUCAAGAACUUCUACAAGAGGAAAGCAGGCCACACCACGGGUCCGCCUAAGUUCCAGUACGGUGAGACGGUGUACGCACACACCUCCCCGUUCUUGGGCCCCCUGCACCCCGGACAGGCCCUCCAGGCCUUUGAGAACAACCUUUUCCGCGCACCCAUCUACCAACACAAGAUCCCUGAAACUGACUUCCUCGUCAUUCGCACAAGGAUGCAUUAUUACAUCCGUGAAUUCCAAGGUCUUUUCUGUGUGGGACAAGAAUGUCCCCUGUAUGAGGUGCCUGGUCCUAACUCCAAGAGAGCCAACAACCAUGUCAGGGACUUCCUCCAGGUUUUCAUCUACAGACUGUUCUGGAAGAGUAAGGACAAGCCACGCAGAAUUAAGAUGGAGGACAUCCGUAAGGCCUUCCCAACACACUCAGAGAGCAGCAUCCGCAAACGGCUGAAACUGUGUGCUGACUUCAAGAGGACUGGGAUGGACUCCAACUGGUGGGUACUGAAGCCAGAGUUCCGACUGCCUUCUGAGGAAGAGAUCAGAGCCAUGGUGUCCCCUGAACAGUGCUGUGCUUACUACAGCAUGCUGGAGGCUGAACAGAGGCUCAAGGAUGCUGGUUAUGGUGAGAAGUCUCUUUUCGCUCCAGAGGAAGAAAAUGAAGAGGAGUUUCAGAGAAACAUAGAUGAUGAGGUGCGCACGGCUCCGUGGAACACGACUCGAGCCUUCAUCUCCGCCAUGAAGGGGAAGUGCCUGCUGGCUGUGAUGGGUGUGGCAGACCCUACCGGCUGUGGAGAGGGGUUCUCUUAUAUCAAGGUUCCCAACAAGCCCCAGUCCUCCAAGGACGACAACUCGCCCCAGCCCGUGAAGAGAACGGUGACGGGAACGGACGCAGAUUUGCGCAGGCUCUCACUGAAGAACGCCAAACAGCUGCUGAGGAAGUUUGGUGUGUCUGAGGAGGAGAUUAAGAAGCUGUCAAGAUGGGAAGUGAUAGACGUGGUGAGAACCAUGUCCACAGAGCAGGCCAGGUCAGGCGAGGCGGGGAUGAGUAAGUUUGCCCGCGGGACUCGCUUCUCCGUAGCCGAGCACCAGGAGAAGUACAAAGAGGAGUGUCAACGCAUAUUUGACCUUCAGAACAAGGUCCUUUCCUCAGCCGAGGUCCUAUCCACUGAUGAAGAGAGCAGCUCUGCAGAUGACAGUGACUUUGAGGAAAUGGGCAAAAACAUUGAGAACAUGCUGGCCAACAAGAAAACAAGCCAACAGAUCACUCGUGAGAGAGAGGAGGCUGAGAGGAAGGAGCUACAGAGGAUGAUUAUGGGGGAGGAUACCAGCAAAGAUAGAGACAAGGAUGAUAAGAGGGAAAGUAAGCGUUCUUCGUCUACCGGCACCCCCAUCCCUGGAGCACGUGGUCAGGAUGAUGACUUGGAGAGCAUAGGCUCAUCCUUCACUGGUCGCAGACUGAAGAUCUACAGGACCUUUAAGGAUGAGGAUGGGAAGGAAUAUGUCAGAACAGAGACGGUCCGUAAGCCCUCUGUCAUUGACACUUACGUCCGCAUCAGGACCACCAAAGAUGAGAACUUCAUUAAGAACUGGCUGGCCCAGGAUGAACAACACAAGGAGGAGAUGAGAAGAGAGAGAAGAAGAAUUCAAGAGCAGCUAAGACGCAUCAAAAGGAACCAGGAGAAGGAGAAGAUGGCUCCUCCCCCCAAGAAGAAAAAGAAGAAGCCAGACCAACCUCCACUCAAGUUGAAGUGCGGUGCCUGCGGACAGAUCGGCCACAUGAGGACCAAUAAGGAGUGUCCGCUGUACGAGCGGAGCCACGCCCCUCCCUCCCAUCCCGUUGCGAUGACAGAGGAGCAGGAGGAGGAGGUGGAGAGAUGUACCAUCAAGGAGGAUGAGAACCUCAUCAAGGUGGAGGGCACCAAACUCAUCCUCGGCAAGUCACUCGUGGACCAGGCUGCUGCAGUUCGUCGUGAGUCCCUGAUUCUCAAAUUCCCCAAGGCCAUGCAGCCAAAGAAGGAUGAGAAGAAGAAGAGACGAGUGGGGACAGUCACACACUGUGAUUACCUCAAGAGACCCAAGAAGUCGGCGAAUCGGCGCCGUACGGAUCCUGUGGUGACGCUGUCAUCCAUCCUGGAGAACUUCCUGAACGAGAUGCGAGACCUGCCGAACACGUACCCCUUCCACCAACCCGUCAACCCUCGCAUGGUGGUGGACUAUUACAAAAUAGUACACAGACCCAUGGACCUGCAAACUAUGAGAGAGAAACUGCGACAGAGACAGUACCACUCUCGUUUGGACUUUGUGGAAGACGUUAAACUGAUUGUUCACAACAGCACACUGUACAAUGGUGCAAAGAGCCCUCUGACCCAGAUAGCGCAGGACAUGCUGGGUGUGUGUGAGAAGAGAGUAGCGGAGAAGGAGGACAAGAUCACCCGUCUGGAGAAGGCCAUCAACCCUCUCCUGGACGAUGACGACCAGGUGGCCUUCUCCUUCAUCCUGGAGAACAUCAUCACUCAGAAGAUGAUGAACGUGCCCAACUCUUGGCCCUUCCACCAGCCAGUCAACAAGAAGUUUGUACCAGACUACUUCAAGGUCAUCUCACAACCCAUGGACCUGGAGACACUCAAAAAGAAUGUCCAAUCACACAAGUACCGAAACCGUGAGGCGUUUAUGAAGGACGUGGACCUGAUCCACAGGAACAGUGUGAAGUACAACGGAGCAGACAGCCCCUUCACAUGUACCGCUGACGAGGUCGUCAGGUCAUGUAAGGAAACUCUUGAUGAGUACGAUGAGCACCUGACGCAGCUGGAGAAUGACAUCUGCCAUGCCCAGGAGGCGGCCAUCGCUGCCGCCAUGCAGGACGAGGAUCAGGACGGCAGCAACCUGCCCUCCAACCCUAACAGUCCUCAGCCCGGUGACGCUGACAUGGAGGAGGACAGUCUGAUGGACAACACCACCACGGCUCAUGAUGAGAGCUGGGAGAGUGCCCCGCCCACAGAGCCGCAGCCCGGCCCGUCACGCGAGUCGGUCGGAGACUCGGACUUCAUCGACGUGGUGGGAGACGAGGAAGCCAUGGAGAUGGACCGGUCCAAACGUGUGAGGGGGGAGGAGGGUACAGGUAAGCAUGAGGACACGUUGAUGGAGGACCUGCUGGUGUCGGAGAGUGAGAGUGAUGCGGAGAGUGACCUUCCCUACACCAGACAGGACAGCGAUCUCUCCGACUACUAUGACCAAGGAGACAAUGGUAGCAGCCGGCCUGUGUCUGCUGCCUUUGACAGCUACCAGAAUGAGGACUCCAACUUUGACUACAGCUAUGAUGUGGAAGAUGAAGACAGCCGUCUCCCUGAUGAAGACUCCAACCUCCCGACCGACCUGAACCUGUCUGAGGAUGACGACGAGGAAGAUUCUCGUUACGCGGACGACAACGCCCAGUUCCCUGACAUCAGCAACCCAUAUUUCACGCAGCAGCAGCCACCAGCACAGCGCUCGCUGCAGUUCAGCGACCAGUUCUUCGAGGAGGUGAACCAGGCGGCCGGAGGGGAUUCCCUACAGGCAGCGGAGGGGCUGGACACCAGGGAUCUGGUCGCUCAGGCCAUGGCGGAAAUCGACAACAAAGAAAGUGACGGAGAAGACUUUGUGUCUGUGGGAGGAGAUCUUAGUGAGGAGAGCUCAGAUCCAGAUGUGUAAUAAUGUACCAGAUUGAUGUUCAGAUGAGAGAAGUGUCCAUCAUUAUCAAACUCUUAUAUAGAAAUCAGUAGAAACAUAUAGCAACAGCUAACGGCUGCUAACCCAUUGAAGUAUUGUUUUCUCAUGAAGAGAACUAAGUAAAUAGUUAACCCACACCACGGUGUUUUGGUGUUAAACUUGACACAAAACUGUUUAAAAUGCUUUUUGUAUAGAAAAGAGAAGUAAGACAUGGAUUUUUCUUUGUUACCAAAUGUAAAGCUUGUACAGGAAAAUAGAAUGCCAGAUAUAACUGAAAUAUAAAGAUGCAUCUUUCGGAUGGAAAUUUCAAGCAUAUGGAAGAAGGCAUAAGACUGUACCUGUACAUAAAUACUUUUGUUACUCUGUGAAGAAGGUAUACCUCCUGGUGGAGUAUCGUGGGUAGACGGUUUUUCGUCUUCAAAGUCAAAACACUGGGUUCCCUUUGUUUAAUCGGCAUGCAAUUUCAUACGUCAUCUGCAGGCAUGCCCGUGUCGAUGCACGUGUCUUUAUAUUUACCGUUGCUGUUUUUGCCGUCAAUGUAAUAUUUACAAUGCACCCCUACAUUUAUGAAGCAAAUUGGAAUGGUCCAGAAAACCCGUUGUUUUGAAUGGGGGGGGGGUGGCUUCAGGCAGAUAUGGGGAGGGGUCGAUAAGUAGUACCAGAUGUUUCGGCCCUUGUAUAAGAUAUGGGGCCAUUUUUGGAAGAUGUUCACAGUAAAAACGCAUUGUUCUGUACAGAGUAUUACUGUGUAAUUGACAUGUGGUGUCCAUGGUGAUGCACUUCUUUUUAUUUUCACCAUAGCAGUUUUUAUAUUGAAGUACAUGCAUAUUUUAGAAGCAUCCCUACUUUUACAAUCCUGUGGAAUAGGCCAUUUUGAUAUCACAUAAUUCCUAGCCAGACAACUAAAUGGUUCAUAUACAACAGCAUACAGCGUAUGUAAUGGGUGCAGUCUAUGAAAAGCGUAAAAUUAGCUAUAUUAGUGCCUGGAUUUUCAUGUAGGCGGAAUCAGCAUGAACAAAAGCGCUCAAAAAGCGAGGGCGCAUACAUGAGGAUGGCAUUCAGCACCAAGGA